ACACAAUGGAUAUGGAUAUGGAUGCUAACUGGGAAGACCUUUAUUCUCCUGCUUCUGGAAGUCCCCUUAAAAGGUACUGCCUUGCCUCCAAUACGAUACUCUCAUGCUGGGAUUUGUCCCAAUGAUAUGAAUCCCAACCUCUGGGUAGAUGCGCAGAGCACCUGCAGGAGAGAGUGUGACACUGACCUGGAAUGUGAGACCUUUGAGAAGUGCUGUCCUAAUGUCUGUGGAACUAGGAGCUGCGUUGCAGCCCGCUACAUGGACAUUAGGGGGAAGAAAGGGCCCGUUGGAAUGCCUAAAGAGGCGACGUGUGACCGUUUCAUGUGCAUCCAGCAAGGCUCAGAGUGUGACAUCUGGGACGGGCAGCCUGUUUGCAAAUGCAAAGACAGAUGUGAAAAAGAGCCAAGUUUCACGUGUGCAUCAGAUGGCCUCACCUAUUACAACAAGUGCUAUAUGGAUGCCGAAGCAUGCACCAAAGGCAUUACACUUAAUGUGGUAACUUGCCGUUAUCAUCUCACAUGGCCCAAUACUAGCCCUAUCCCGCCAGAGACGACAGCUCACCCCACAACUGCCUAUUUAGAGACAACCAUCACUGACAUCCUUCCACCCGUGCUGGUCAACAACCCAGCCCACCAGUCUGUCUACGUAGGAGACACCGUUAGCUUUCUGUGUGAUGUUGUUGGACGACCUAAGCCAGAAAUCACCUGGGAGAAGGAGAUGGAGGAUAAUGAGAAAAUAAUUAUGAGACCCAAUCAUGUCCGAGGGAACAUUGUCGUCACUAACAUUGCCCAGCUGGUUAUCUAUAACACACAAGUGCAAGAUGCAGGUAUCUAUACUUGCAUUGCCAAAAAUCUGGGUGGUCUUCUCAGGGCAGACUUCCCAUUGUCAGUCCUCAAAGGAGAAGCCACGUCGAUGGAGGCAGCCCAGAACAAAAGCCACUUCCCAACUGAUGAGUGCCUGAAGCAGCCGGACAGUGAAGACUGUGGAGAGGAACAGACCCGGUGGUAUUACGACGCCAAGAAAAACAACUGCUUUACUUUCAUCUACGGAAACUGUAACAGUAACCUGAACCACUUCGAGACCUAUGAGAACUGCAUGUUGACGUGCAUGAAUGGGCCCAUCAACGUCUGCAACCUGCCGGCUCUCCAAGGUCACUGCAAAGCCUACGAGCCCCGGUGGGCAUACAACAGCUUGACCAAACAAUGCCAGUCUUUCAUUUACGGAGGCUGCGGAGGCAAUGAGAAUAACUUUGAGAGCCGAGAGGCCUGCGAGGAAAUGUGCCCCUUCCCGAGGAAUGUGCACUGCAAAACCUGCAAAGCCUGCAAGCCGCGCCAAAAGCUGGUGACCAGCUUCUGCAAAAGCGAUUUCGUUAUACUCGGCCGUGUGACGGAACUGACGGAGGACCAAGAUUCGGGACACGCACUGGUGACCGUGGAGGAGAUUCUCAAGGAUGAGAAAAUGGGGCUCAGGUUCUUGGGCAGAGAACCCCUCGAAAUUACGCUUCUGAACAUGAACUGGAGUUGCCCCUGCCCCAACAUAACUGCAGCUGAUGGUCAGCUGAUCAUCAUGGGCGAUGUCCACAAUGGCAUGGCUGUCCUACAACCAGACAGCUUUGUUGGGGCCUCCAGCAUUCGGCGUGUUCGGAAGCUGCGGGAGGUCGUCCACAAGAAAACCUGCGAGCUAUUAAAAGAGUUCUUAGGACUGCAUUAGUAUAUCCUGCUUGUAUCUCGUCAGCUUCACAGAUUUGUAUAUUAUAUUGUGCUGAUGAAAGGUAGGCUAGCCUGGAAACCCUUCUUCUGAACAUCUCUGUUUACCAAUAGAUGUUGUGUAUUACACAGAAGCCAUAUAUUAACUCAUUAAUGAUGUGUAGUAAUGAUGCAGAAGCCUGUUUGGCAAGCACUUAAAAUAGCAGCAAACAGCUAUUAGUCUUUAGAUUUCAAUCUCUCUAUUUGUUUAGAAAUGCCAUCUGGUAAUCAUAACACAAUACCAAUCCAGCUUUCUUCUUAAAAAACCAAAUUCAUAGCAUUCUGUUUGGUUCCAAGCUAAAUCAUACACACUGUUGCCCUAAUGAUAAUUGCUUUCGCUGGAAGCAUCGAGACGCUUCUGGAAAGCAGCUGAAAUGUAAUUCGUAAGUAGAUUGUAAGAGAAGAAUACGUAAAUUAUGGCCUAUAUUCACAAUAAUUAUACCAGAUAAACCACUCCAUUGCAGAAACUGCUGCAAUCAGAAAAGCAGCUUUUCAGGAGAUGAAUCUUAUCUUUAACCAAAAUUUGUCUAGCAUAUUAUUAUGAAUUCUGAUUCAAAUUCACACUGAAGUCAAAUUCUGAGGAGUCCUCAGAGCGUUCUGUCAGGCAAGGAGCACUGGAGUCAAAUCAAAUACUACCUAUCUCACUAAACUGUCCUGCUCACAGACUGUUCUAAAUCUAAUAUUUGAAGUCACUUUAUUUCAGAUGACAAUAAUGUGUCUUCCACUUUGUAUCUCAAAGGCCAACACAAAUAUUCUGCUAAAUUAAA
This is a messenger RNA of Pogona vitticeps (central bearded dragon), 2512 nucleotides long. It is a transcript of the gene WFIKKN2, whose product is annotated as WAP, follistatin/kazal, immunoglobulin, kunitz and netrin domain containing 2. Gene Ontology annotation, cellular component: extracellular region. Gene Ontology annotation, biological process: transforming growth factor beta receptor signaling pathway. The record is from RefSeq and is a predicted model, not a curated record. NCBI's taxonomy places the organism in Eukaryota, Metazoa, Chordata, Lepidosauria, Squamata, Agamidae. Gene Ontology annotation, molecular function: serine-type endopeptidase inhibitor activity; transforming growth factor beta binding; receptor antagonist activity.